Plectropomus leopardus (leopard coralgrouper) is the source of this 2383-nucleotide messenger RNA. RefSeq names its product dihydrouridine synthase 3-like (S. cerevisiae) (gene dus3l). The record is from RefSeq and is a predicted model, not a curated record. Lineage: Eukaryota; Metazoa; Chordata; Actinopteri; Perciformes; Serranidae. Gene Ontology annotation, biological process: tRNA processing. Gene Ontology annotation, molecular function: RNA binding; flavin adenine dinucleotide binding; tRNA dihydrouridine synthase activity.
CAACUGUUUCCUCAUGCCGAUGAUUUGUUGCUGUGCACGUUGAAGUGUGAGACUUAGAUACUAUUUAAGUUAACUGUAUUCAUUUAGGUUUUACUUUUGAAUUUAAUCGCUGUAAAUUAGCGUUAAAGGCGCCGGUUAUUUAGAGGCUGUUUGCGUCAACCGUUACGUUAGCUGUUAGCUUGUUAGCAGGGCUGGUUAUAUUGCAUUUACUGUUGGAGCAAAGCAUACUACACCAGCUGUUUAUUUUGGCAAUAGUAACAGAGAGAAAAUAAGGAUUGGAGAAAGCCAGUGAAGGUGUGAUGGAAAAGGCAGCGGAGGAAACUGUUGAAAAGAAGACUGAUGUAACUGUGAAGGGUGAAGCUUCCCUUAAACCACAAUUCUUGACCACCAAAGAAAAAUUUCACGAGUUUGUUGACUCUGAGUGGCAGAGCUUAAGAGGAGAAAAGGCCAGUGAAAAUGAUAAGGUUGAGGAGACAAAUGACACACCUGCUGAGGAACCUGAGACCAAGAAGCUCAAACUAGAUCCUGAGGAGAGGUAUAAAGGCGACAGACCGGAUGGUAAACGUGUUCGGGGGCAGAAUAAGUCAAGGCCUCACACAAAGCCUACUGCAUAUGAUGAAAAACGACUUUGUCUCUCCGUCAUUCAGGACAACAGGGAAUGUCCCUAUGGAGACAAAUGCCAGUUUCACCAUGACGUAGCCAAGUACUUGGCCAGCAAACCCGCUGACAUCGGGGAAAGCUGCUACCUCUACGACACAUUUGGAAAGUGCGGUUAUGGUCUGUCCUGCCGCUUCGCCAAGGCACACACUACAGCCGACUUCAAAACCAUGGAGAACGCAGAACUAGUUAAGGCCAAUGAGGGCAGGGUCACGGUGAAGAACAGCCUGAGCAAAGACCUCCAAAACCGCCUGAGGAAGCGUUCAGUGGCCUUCAAGAAGUCAGCAGAGUACCUCCAAAUACUUUCAAACAACAAAGACAAAAGAGAACAGCAAGGGAAUGGUGACACUCGUGCAGCUGAAGUAUCUACAGAUCCAGCUGGAGGCGAGCAGCAUGCGUCUGCUGAAGCUGAAACAACGUCCAGCCAAGAUAAACAGUCUCCAGUGAAAACUGUCGGCCCACUUACUGAUGUAGAUGUCAUCAAGUUGCGCCAGUGUGAAAAGAAACAGGUGGACUUUCAAGACAAGCUCUACCUCGCUCCUCUAACAACUUGUGGAAAUCUGCCUUUCCGUCGAGUGUGCAAGCGCUUCGGAGCAGACAUCACCUGUGGGGAGAUGGCCAUGUGCACGAACCUGCUGCAGGGGCAGCAGUCAGAGUGGGCCCUGCUGAAACGGCACGAAAGUGAAGAUGUUUUUGGCGUCCAGGUGGAGGGCUGCUUCCCCGACACCAUGACGAGGUGUGCAGAGCUCAUCAACAACAACACUGACGUCGACUUUGUGGACAUCAACUCUGGAUGCCCCAUCGACCUCGUCUACAAGAAGGGCGGAGGCUGCGGCCUGAUGACACGCACCCGAAAGUUUGAACAGAUAAUCAAGGGAAUGAACUAUGUGCUUGAUGUCCCUUUAACAGUGAAGAUCCGCACUGGUGUUCAGGAAAAGUCUAACAUAGCGCACAAACUCAUCCCAGAGAUGAAGAACUGGGGUGUCUCUCUGAUCACAUUGCACGGCCGAUCCAGGGAGCAGCGCUACACAAAGUUGGCUGACUGGGAUUAUAUCACCACCUGCUCCAAGCUGGCGAGUCCCGUCCCACUUUUUGGUAAUGGAGACAUUUUGUCCUAUGAAGAUGCCAUGAAGGCGAGAGAGACGGGAGUUUCUGGUAUAAUGAUUGCAAGGGGUGCUCUCAUUAAGCCCUGGAUCUUCACUGAAAUAAAGGAGAGCAGACACUGGGACAUCUCGUCCAGCGAGCGACUGGACAUCCUCAGGGAUUUCACUAACUUUGGUCUGGAGCACUGGGGCUCCGACACCCGAGGUGUGGAGAAGACCCGCAGCUUCAUGCUGGAGUGGCUCUCAUUCAUGUGCAGAUAUAUCCCAGUGGGCCUGUUGGAGCGAGUGCCUCAGAAGAUCAACGAGAGACCUCCGUACUACAUGGGCAGGAACUAUCUGGAGUCACUGAUGGCCAGUCAACAUGUUGGCGACUGGGUCAGGAUUAGUGAAAUGCUACUCGGACCUGUACCAAAGAAUUUCAACUUCUUGCCCAAACAUAAAGCCAACGCCUACAAGUGAUUUUCUCUGUGUCUGAACAACCAGGUCCUUUGAUUUGUGUUUAUUUUUUAUUGCCUCUAGAGAAUAAAAGAAAGAGAAGCUAUUGUUUUAAAUGAUAGACUUUUAAAUAUGUCUGUUUAUUUGACCUGUGGGGUGUUAGUGUACUUGAAAUAUAUGCAAUAAAU